Messenger RNA from Talpa occidentalis (Iberian mole), 477 nucleotides. It is a transcript of the gene CPLX3, whose product is annotated as complexin 3. Gene Ontology annotation, cellular component: SNARE complex; terminal bouton. The coding region runs from base 4 to 477 and encodes 157 amino acids. The transcript is spliced from 3 exons. Gene Ontology annotation, biological process: neurotransmitter transport; synaptic vesicle exocytosis; regulation of neurotransmitter secretion. Gene Ontology annotation, molecular function: syntaxin binding. Lineage: Eukaryota; Metazoa; Chordata; Mammalia; Eulipotyphla; Talpidae. The record is from RefSeq and is a predicted model, not a curated record.
GCCAUGGCGUUUGCGGUGAAGACCCUGGUGGGUGGCCGGCUGAAGACUCUCACCGGGAGCCUGGGGGUCGGAGAGGACACGGGGGACGGGGGCAAGUCUGUGGCUGAAGCGCAAGGCAUGAACCGGGAGGAGCAGGAGUAUCAGAAGCAACUGGUGGAAGAGAAGAUGGAACGGGACGCGCAGUUCACACAGAGGAAGGCAGAGCGGGCCGCGCUGCGGAGCCACUUCCGAGACAAAUACCGGCUGCCCAAGAACGAGACAGACGAGAGCCAGGUCCAGACGGCAGGUGGAGAUGUGGAGCUGCCCCCGGAACUAGCUAAGAUGGUGGCCGAGGACACGGAGGAGGAGGAAGAAAGGGCCUCGGUGCUGGGGCAGCUGGCCAGCCUCCCUGGCUUGGACCUCGGCUCACUCAGGGACAAGGCCCAGAACACACUGGGGGACCUCAAGCAAUCAGCAGAGAAGUGCCACCUCAUGUGA